Messenger RNA from Eurytemora carolleeae, 1155 nucleotides. Its product is annotated as serine/threonine-protein kinase OSR1-like. Gene Ontology annotation, biological process: protein phosphorylation. The transcript is spliced from 13 exons. NCBI's taxonomy places the organism in Eukaryota, Metazoa, Arthropoda, Copepoda, Calanoida, Temoridae. Gene Ontology annotation, molecular function: protein serine/threonine kinase activator activity; ATP binding; protein kinase activity. The coding region runs from base 37 to 1155 and encodes 372 amino acids. The record is from RefSeq and is a predicted model, not a curated record.
UAAUUUUCAGACAAACUCCUGUUUUAAUCCCGUAAAAUGGCGGAACUGAAGGACGAGGCAGGACCCAGCUCCGCCUGGCCAAACCAUGCCAAGGAUUAUGAACUCAAGGAGGUCAUCGGAGUCGGAGCAACUGCAGUAGUUCAGUCUGCUCUGUGUUUGCCCCGUAAUGAAAGGUGCGCAAUUAAGCGAAUAAAUCUUGAGAAAUGGAAUACAAGUAUGGACGAAUUACUUAAAGAAAUUCAGGCAAUGUCCUCCUGUAACCACGAGAAUGUUGUUCGUUAUUACACAUCUUUUGUUGUCAAGGAGGAACUCUGGCUAGUUCUCAGGCUGCUCGAGGUUGGAUCUCUGCUGGAUAUAAUCAAGCACAAAAUGAAAGCUCAGGACUGUAAGGGUGGAGUGUUGGACGAGAUUGUUAUAGCAACAGUCCUCAGAGAUGUUUUACGAGGCUUAGAAUAUCUUCAUAACAACGGACACAUUCAUAGAGAUAUAAAGGCCGGAAAUAUAUUGCUCGGUGCUGACGGUCAGAUUCAGAUUGCGGAUUUUGGUGUCUCCGCCUGGCUGGCCGCUGGUGGAGACCUCUCGCGGGCAAAAUCCCGACACACCUUCGUCGGAACACCCUGCUGGAUGGCACCAGAGGUCAUGGAACAGGUUACAGGAUAUGAUUACAAGGCUGAUAUCUGGUCUUUUGGAAUUACUGCCAUAGAACUUGCUACAGGAACUGCCCCUUACCACAAGUACCCUCCUAUGAAGGUGCUGAUGUUAACCCUGCAAAAUGAACCCCCCACCUUGGACUCCGGAGCUGAAGACAAGGAGCAGUAUAAAGCAUUUGGAAAAACGUUCCGUAAGAUGAUAACUGAAUGCUUGCAAAAAGAUCCUGCUAAGAGACCGACAGCUGCGGAUUUGCUCAAACACGCAUUCUUUAAAAAAUCCAAGGAUAAGAAAUAUUUACAACAGGUUCUGGUGGUGGGAACACCGGCUCCUGAGACGAACCAGAGAGCUGUGAAGAAAACCAACCGAAAACCUGGAACAUCGGGUAGAUUGCAUAGAAAUGAGACCGGGGACUGGGUUUGGUCCUCGGAUGAGGACGACGAUGACGAGGAUCCAGCAGCCAAGAAGAAAACUUCUAAAUCUCCUAAACAGGUUUUAUUUAGAUAA